AACUCAAACAAAUAGGAUUACUGCGGCACUUCCACUACAACCUGCAACCUGUCCUGUAAUCACAGAGUUAUCCAUUUUGUGCAAACAGCAACGACAGAGGCGAAACCCCAAAAGUCAAUCAGUCUGAAAAUUAUAAAUGCAAAUUGAUGAAGCCGCCCGGCUGGACCGUUUAAUUACAAGGCAGAUAAGAAUAAAAAUGACAGACAAAGCUGUUGAUGCCGCCGUUGAUGAUGCAAUUUAAUAUCCCUGGCAGGUGUUAAAAUAAGGGAUUAUGCAGGGAAUCAGGAAGGACAGACCGCAGCUGAAACCAAAAGCUUUCAUCAGCAAAAAUCUGUUGGGUAUAUAAAAUGAUGGCCAGUCGGUAUCAAAAUCAACAGUUUUACAGUUGCUGUGAACACGGCAAGGUAAACGCAAUCAAAAUCAAAAUCACAACAGUUUCAACCGAAGUUCCAUCGCAAACCAACAAUGAAGCUUCUGUCGAUUUUCUUUCUGGUUUUCAUGGCCUAUACUGCCGCUAAAGUAGUGCCUCCUACAUCAACUACCAAUAAUCUGAGCAUUGAUCAGCAUGGCAAAAGGGUUUAUGCGGAUAAAGUCGAGGAUACAUGUGUUUAUUUCUGCCCCGAAACGGAUCCUUCUGUGUGUGCCACCAACGGACAAUGCCUUCUGAAGUUUGAGAGCCGCUGUGCCAUGUCAGCUUACAACUGCCGCAAUCCCCAGAAAGUGUUUAAGACCGUGGAAGACUAUCGUUGCUUGCAGGAUUGGCAGCCACUUUGCAUGGAGUCAGAUCUCAGGGAGUUUGGCUUGUAAAAAAAAGACUUUUGGUUGAUAGGUUGAGGAUUGUGAUUUAAUAAAGACUAAAAAAGGAAGUUAAACUAAAGUUUUAUUUCAUACAAUAUAUGCUCG
This is a messenger RNA of Drosophila eugracilis, 903 nucleotides long. RefSeq lists its product as uncharacterized. Gene Ontology annotation, molecular function: protein binding. The record is from RefSeq and is a predicted model, not a curated record. Bases 466 to 807 code for a protein of 113 amino acids. NCBI's taxonomy places the organism in Eukaryota, Metazoa, Arthropoda, Insecta, Diptera, Drosophilidae. The transcript is spliced from 3 exons.